UACUAGUUAAUUAAUCCAUAUAAAUUGUUUUGCAAACAUACUAAUAAUUAUUUACUAAUUUAUUUGAAGAGUGUGGGAAGAAAAUUAAUAAUUACUUUUAAAUAAAAAUUAAGUUAUUAGCAAAUGAGUUUCGUCUCCCUAGUAAGUAAUUUCCCUCCUAUAAUGGAAUCAUAACAACAAAUAAUGAAUGGCAAAUAGUAAUAAAUACAGCCAAAUUCUUAUUUAAAACUACAUCAGCCAUUACUGUUAGAUAAUAAGUAAGCGAAUGGGAUAUAAUAAACAGAAAUUAAUUAUGAUUCAAGUAAAAAACCUUAUCAAAUGCCAUAUUCUAAUCCUUUAUAAAUAUGUUAGUAGAAUAACAUAGUUUCUCCUUUAAAAAUAAAUGAUUAUAAGCAACCAGUACCUAUUUAGCAGAGUAGUGUACCUAUGGUUAUUUAUCCAAGCUAUUACUAAAAUAGUGUUCCUACAACCACUUAAUAAAUCACAAAUAAUGCUUAGCCAAACAUUUACCCUGUAAUAUAUACUACCUCUACUCCCAACAUAUACAAUAACAACUAUGUAUGCACUACAUCAACUCAGUAUCAAAAUAGUUACUACAAUUAUCCCUCAUAUUAGUGGAUUCCCAAAUAUUAAUGCUAUAAUUAGGCCAAUUAGCUUUGUGUUUAAUAAUAAUAAACUGUCACAAUGUAAAAAGUAAUUUAAAAUGUUAAUUCUUAGACUUAAAAACCAGAAUCACCUGAAAGAAUAAACAAAUUAAGAAGCUCUGAAGAAAACAGUAUUGUCAAAACAGAAAAUUAGGAUGAUUAAUUAAAAAUUUAAUUAUUUAAUUAGACUUAAUUUAAAAACGAAUCUGUCAAAAUAGAAAACUCCUAAGAUCAAGAUAACUUACCUGAAAAAUCUUAAAUUAAAUUAAAUAAAUAAGUUCGAAGCAAUGUAAAGUAAAGGAUUUUAUCAAAGUUUUAAAAAAGCAAACAAUCUAGCAUAAUAGCUACAAAUUAAGAUUAGCAGACUCUAUCGCUAUAAAAUAAAUCUUUAGUUAACAACAAAAUGAAUGAUUUACCUAAUUUAAAAAAAUAGUUAAAAAACUCUCCAAAUGAAAAUACAUUUUAAGAUAAAAACAAAUUUGAAAAAUAAAUCUCCUAAAAUUAAAUUGAAAAAGAAUAACAUUUUUAAAUUUAAAAAUUGUAGUUACCUUUAUCUUCUAUAAACAGUAAAUAAUAAAAUUCUCCCAAUAAAAAUAUUUUAAAUAUUAACUCUGAAAGCUCUCAACCACAGAUCUAAAUAUAAAAUAGUACUAAUUCUUACUAAAAUAAUCAAAAUUAGAUUGAAGGUCAAGACGAUACUAGUCAGACAACAUUAAUAAAUGAAAAUAAGAAUGAAAACAAGAAGCAACUUUAACCUUCUAAAGAAUGUGAGCUAUAAUUUGAAUAAAAUAAAUAAGCCUUAGAGAACAUUAAAAAUGAUGUAAUGUAAAUUGAAGAAUAAAAUGCUUAAUCCUUGGUUUCGUAAAAAAAUAGUGAAAAAAAGUGUGGAAAGAACUAUGAUUUAAUUAAAUAAGAAAUUAAUCGCUUGCAAAAAAAAAUACAUAAGAUUCUAUUAUAGGGACUAUGCAGUUAAACUGAUAAUUAUCUAAAAGUAAUUGAAUAAAAAAUAGAAUCUUAAAGACAAAGAUUCUUUCAAAACUUAACACUAAAUGACUUUAUUUUUCAAUUUCAAAAAUUUUUGUGUGUCAAACUAGGAUAAGAACAGAAUAAGUAUAAGCAAUGCGAAAGAAUAAUUGAAAAAAUGAUGACAAAAUUUACUAAUUCAUAAGAAUUUCUCAAUUAUGUUAUAAAUAACCAAAUUCUUUCAUCUUAAUUUAUUAAGUUUAUCAUUUAACCUAUUGAAAAAUAUACCAAUUAAAUUGACCCCUAAGAUUAGUAGGAAUUCCAAGAUUUGAUAAAUAAUUACACAAAGAAGGUAUUUUAGCAUAUUACAGAGCUCGAAUAUUUAUAAAUUUGA
This is a messenger RNA of Tetrahymena thermophila SB210, 2001 nucleotides long. RefSeq lists its product as hypothetical. NCBI's taxonomy places the organism in Eukaryota, Ciliophora, Oligohymenophorea, Hymenostomatida, Tetrahymenidae. The transcript has a single exon. The record is from RefSeq and is a predicted model, not a curated record.